Capsicum annuum is the source of this 2492-nucleotide messenger RNA. Its product is annotated as butanoate--CoA ligase AAE1. The transcript has 2 exons. NCBI's taxonomy places the organism in Eukaryota, Viridiplantae, Streptophyta, Magnoliopsida, Solanales, Solanaceae. Bases 888 to 2318 code for a protein of 476 amino acids. The record is from RefSeq and is a predicted model, not a curated record.
ACAUUUCACAAAGUUUUGUGCUUUUCCUCUUUCUUCUCCCUCUUAGGUAGUGAGAUGACUUUCUUUUUAAAACAACAGAUAUUUUAUUAACAAGUCAAGUAACCCUUAGCACAAAGGCUGUGCUAAGAGGAAACCAGUGUUACAGGACACCCAAAAAAGGAACCUUAGUCCUGAAACUAGUUACAAAGACACCAACACGUGUUGCAGCUUAAUCUACAUCUUCUACUAUUGCCUCUUUGCACCAAAAAUAUACAAUUCAUAAUGAUCCUUUGUUCAGAGUUUGCUGUCCCUUCAAAGCAUCUUGAGUUUUUUUCCUUCCAAAUUAUCCACCAAAUGCAUGCAGGGGCCAUAUUCCACUAAGUCUUCUUCCUCAAUAAGUUGGCUGGGUCAUUCCUGCUUACUAUCAUUUCAGCAGUUGUCGUAGGCAUAAUCCAGUUUAGACCUUUCAAACUCAUGAACAGCUGCCACAACUUGCUGGCAGUUGUAUGAUGGAGAAACAAGUGGCUGUUUGUUUCCAUCUCUCUCUCUCUCACACACAUAAAACACCUAGAGCACAGUUAUAUUCCACCUUUCACCGAGCUGUGACGUGUCAAGACUGUCUCCUUCACAACUAACCAGCAUAAGCAAGCCACUUCGGAUGAGAUGUUCACCUUCCAGAUGUGCUUCCAGUUCCAAGGCACAUUGUGCUGUGUUUCAGACCUGUUUAAAUAGCAUAAGUUGUUCAUUGAGGAAACUCCUCUGCUGUCUCUGUACCAGAUAGACUGUCCUCCUGUUCAAGAGUGCCUUUGAAACUUCUGAGAAGUCUUGAGAGCUCAUCCGCUCUAGCAACCUCCCAUUUAUUCAGAAGUCUUCUAAACGUUGCUGCCUUGGCUCCAAAUAUUCCUGCAAUGUAUGAGCUGCACUUUGGGGUACCGAUGGCUGGGGCAGUUCUUUGUGCACUUAAUACCCGUCAUGAUUCAGCAAUGGUCUCAGUAUUACUUAGACAUUCAGAGGCCAAAAUUAUAUUAGUAGAUCACCAGUUGCUCGAUAUUGCUAAGGGUGCACUAGAAAUUCUGUCAAAGGCAGUUGCCAGGUUGCCCCAUCUAAUUUUGAUCUCUGAUAAAGAGUCUCAGUUAUUCAGGACUAAUAGCUUGGGGACAGAAAUUCUAGAGUAUGAGUCAUUUUUAGCUACUGGAGAACCUACUUUUGAGGUAGUAUGGCCAAAGGAUGAAUGGGAUGCUAUUGCUCUAAAUUAUACUUCUGGGACAACAUCGAGACCCAAAGGGGUCAUUUAUAGUCACAGAGGGGCAUAUCUUAAUUCUCUGUCUGCAGCUCUUCUCGCUGAAAUGUCUUCGAUGCCUGUCUAUUUAUGGACUCUUCCCAUGUUUCAUUGCAAUGGGUGGUGUCUUACUUGGGCUGUGGCGGCACAGGGUGGCACGAACAUUUGCCUGAGAAGUGUCACUGAGGAAGGGGUUUUCAACAGCAUAGUUCAGUACCAAGUGACUAACAUGGCUGGUGCACCUACGGUUUUGAACAUGAUAAUAAAUGCACCACGGAGUGUCCAAAGACCACUUCCAAGGACAGUCAACAUUAUGACAGGUGGUGCACCACCACCUCCUUAUGUUCUACUUAAGAUGAAAGAGCUCAAUUUUAAUGUUAAUCACGGAUAUGGUCUAACGGAAACCUAUGGUCCAGCAACUUUUUGCGCUUGGAAACCAGAGUGGAACUCUCUGUCACCUGAUGAGCAGGCUAAGAUUCAUGCUCGUCAAGGAGUGAACCAUAUUGGCUUGGAGGAAGUUGGCGUUAAAGAUCCUGAAUCAAUGAAGGGUGUACCCUCUGAUGCAAAAACAAUGGGUGAGGUGAUGAUUAGAGGAAACACUGUAAUGAAUGGUUACUUAAAGGAUCUCAAAGCCACAGAAGAUGCUUUUAAAGGUGGCUGGUUUCGUAGCGGGGACUUGGCAGUGAAACAUCCUGAUGGUUACAUAGAAUUAAAGGAUCGUUCGAAGGACAUCAUUAUCUCUGGUGGAGAAAACAUUAGCACAAUCGAAGUGGAGUCCGUAAUCUUUAGCCAUCCAGCUGUUCUUGAAGCUGCUGUAGUGGGAAAACCAGAUAAUCACUGGGGUGAAACACCUUGUGCAUUUGUUAAACUAAAAGAUGGAUGCAAUGCCAGUGCCGAUGAGAUUAUCAAGCAUUGUCGUGAUCGUUUGCCGCAUUACAUGGCUCCUAAGACAGUAAUUUUCGACGAUUUGCCAAAAACUUCAACAGGAAAGACUCAAAAAUUUGUUCUGAGACAGAGAGUCAAAGCCAUGGGAAGUAUUCCGAAAGCUAGCAAACUCUAAAGAAUUGGGAUGUUGAAAUUGGCAAAAAUACAAUUUACUUAUUACCUUUCCUAUUAUUUACGUUAUUUGCUGACUGCACUAUUCUGGAUUGGGUUUCUUUAUGCAAAUCUAUGGUCCAAAUAAACAGUUUACAUCUUGCAUAAUCCUACAAUGAUUUAUAUCUGGACUAGCUUA